AAAUUCUAAAAAUUAGUGUUUUGUUAUCCUGUUUUGAAAUAUUUUUCUAAUAAAUAAACCAAUGGAAAGCUCCUUAAUUUUUUUUGUUAGUCUUUUUUCGUCGGAGAAUGCAAUCAACUAUCGAGAUAAAACAAUCGAUCCAAACGACUUAAUAAGACAUUAUUAUGAUAUUUUAUGGUUUUUUGAGCAGUUUGAUUCGGAAUUUGAAUUUCCACCAUACUAUCUGAAUCACUUCGAAAAUAUCUCAAUUAAAUUUAAAUUAUUCUUGAUGAAGUCAAUAGAAAGCGAUAUUUUGGCUGUUCUUAAAGGUUUAAUAUUUCUUCAUGAAUGGAUGGAAAAAUCAGAUGAUGAGUCACAAUCGAAAGCUGUUUGUUCAUUGCUACUAGCAUAUCAUAUAGAUCCACUACUUACUCAAGUCUCAGAUAAAAAAAGGAGGAACAAACGGUCGAUAAAUAAAUUUUUCACAAUAGAAAUGUUUAAUACUCGUCUUGAUUUCGUGAUGGAUCAUGCCCUAAAAGGAUUAAAAUACAACAGUUCGAUAGCCGUGAUUAUUGGUCAAAAUUAUUGCAACGCCGUUCAAAAUAACCGGGAAUUCUACGUCCACGAUUAUUUAAAUAACUACAAGCAUUUUUUCGUUCAUAAUAAUCCUCGCCUUGUUGAAAUCGCAAUUGAAAGUUUAGAAAAAAUCAUCAAAAAUGCUGAAGAAUAUUCGGAAAAUGUCAAGGAUUUUCUUCUCAAUGAAGAAAACAUUCCACCAUUUUUUGAUUUUCUGAUAAUGCAUAAAAUAGACGAAUAUAUAUUUCUUCUGAUGACUGCAAUAAUAUUCUUUAAAGACCGAGAAUGUAUGUAUGGAAAUGACAAAAGAUUUGUUUUCUAUGAAAAAAAUAUGAGAAUCGGCAAUUCAAAACUGAUAAAUCUCACUUAUCAAAUGAUGGUAAAGUUCGAGGAUAAUCCAUUUCAUCAAUUAGUAACGACUUUCUCCAAUCUUGGACUGUCGCUGAGUGAAAUGAACAAUAUCAUAACUUACAUCAACAUUACGCCACAAAACUUAUUUAUCAACAUUUUCAAAAUGGCAUCUGAAAAUCUAAACGAUAAGAUCAUACUGCAUUAUGCUCAUUUAUUGCUCAAUCAAACAAGCCACUUAAACGAACUUUCAAACUCCGAUAAAACGAAUGUUAAAAAAAGUUUAUCCAAAAUAUUCGCUGCUGAAUUAAAUUCUAUAACUGAAGAAAACUUUAAUACAAUAUUGAUGUUUAUGACUCAAGCACAUCGAUUCAGAGUUAUUGAAGAUCUUCCAGAAUGUCAAAACUUUAUCAACUUCUUGACAAAAGCUUUCAAUCACUAUCAACUGGAACCUACUUUGCAUAAAAUCAUGAAAAUCUUCAGCAUUAUGAAUGAUCGAAGUCCAGUCGCCACAAGUAAAUGUUUAGAAAGCUUAAUUUUAUAUUUCUACGAUGAGUUACUUCGCUCUGAAGCAUCAAUAAUUUUAGGAUAUAAUGUGGAUAUGAAAAGCUUAGAAUUGCCUCUUCUGAAGAUUUCAGUUCUCCUUGAAUUAAGCAACACAUGUACUUUUGGAUUUAUCGAAAUUGAUUCAUUGCUAAUUGUGACUACAAAUCAUCUCACAAACUAUUAUGAUUCCUUAUUCUUAAGCUUUGCUCGACUACGUACAAUUCUUUUACGCAAACUCUGGGACAUCAUUUUAGAAUUAGAAGAUCAGAAUAGUUUGCCUUACGAUUUAACAUCUUUCGCUACAUCUGCUUAUGAACUUUCAGAGGGACUAAUGAAAUUCAUGAAUCGCUAUGACUUGAGCAAAACGCAAGCAUGUAAUGCGUUUAAGUCUAUGACGGGACUAAUUUGUUACUUUAAUCUUCCUUUUAAAACUUUCAAAACUCAAACUUCAGUUAUUUCCCAGCUGGAAAUUACGGAACAGCAAUUCAAGAAAAUUAUACGAUUUGUUGAAUUUUAUGCUUUCUUUACCAAUAAAAGCUGUAAACGAGUCAAAUGGGAAUCGGACAAGGAACUUGAUAAUCCUGAUAAAUUUUUUCAUCAAAAUGAAAUUUUAUUCGCACUUUCAAAAUUGCUGAAGAGAACUAAACAAUUUUCGGGAUUAUUCAUGUUAUUACAGCACUUCAACUACGAUUUUCCGUUUAUUAGUGAGUUGGACCUGAUUCUUCAGAAUUUAUACGAGAACAAAGAUAGUUUUAUUGCAACUAUCGCACUUACAGUUUAUGACUUCGCCAAGCAUUCCAUUGAUAUUGAGGAAUUUAAGAAAUUCUGUUCCUAUCUUAGCGACUUUAUAAUUUUUAGACUAAAAAUUGAAAAGGAAGAAAAGUCGAAGUUUUUAUUGAUCAAUACUAAAAUCUGUGACUAUGUUUUGAAAAAUGUAUUAUCACCUUAUGAUGUAACGAAUAACCAAGGAAGUCAAUUAGACAUUUUAUCGUAUCUUGAGAUUUAUGCUAUUGUCAUUGAUAAUAAAAAAUUAACAUUUUAA
This is a messenger RNA of Clunio marinus, 2491 nucleotides long. The record is from the annotation of a GenBank genome assembly. Lineage: Eukaryota; Metazoa; Arthropoda; Insecta; Diptera; Chironomidae.